CCGUUUCCCGGUGCUGCAGGCGCUGCUGCUCGCCUUCCUCUCGCUCUGCCUGCUGCUCCUCUCCGCGCUCCUCUCGCUCCACCUCUUCCGCCGCCUCCGCCGGCCCUCCUCCGGCCACCGCCGCGCGUCCGACGCCGCCAACGGGGCGGCCUCCUCCUCCGGGACAACGGCGCGGCGGGGUGGCGACGACGAGGAGGAUGACGGCGACGAGGAGGGCCGCAGGCUCAAGCCGCCGCCGAUGCCGACCUCCUCCUCCAACCCCAGCACCGAGUUCCUCUACCUCGGCACGCUCGCCACCCCGCCGCCGGGCACCGCCCCGGCGGCCCCGCACCCCCGCCCAGGCUCGCCAGAGCUCCGCCCGCUCCCGCCGCUGCCCCGCGUCGGGCCGCCCUCCGGCGAGUUCGGCUCCCGCAGCUCCGCGUCCGACCCCAGCACCGUGCCCCGCGCAGCCGCAGCGGCCGCCGGCGACGCCUCGUCCUCGUCGCUCUCGCCCUCCUCCCCCCCCGCGGCCGAGCCCCCAACCCGUCUCCCCCCAAACGCAGGCCGCCGCCGCCACCACCACAAAACCAAGCCUGGAACCCCUUCGUGCCCGUCCCGCCGACACAAGCUGCUUUCCCCUCCGACGACGACGGUGACUCCUCCUCCACCAUUGCGGCGGCGAUGCACAAGUCCCGGCCGCUGCACUCCGACAAACUCAAGCCCGGAUCUCUGCACAUGAAGGACGAGAUGAUCCAGCUCUACCUGAACAACUCCGCCGCAGCCGCGGCAUCGGCGGCGAGGGAGGUGUGCCUGCUCGGCGCGCCGCGGUGCCACGGCAUUGGCACGGUGCUGGGUGCACUGGGUUUCUCCGAGGAGCAAGUGCGUGAUGCGCUCUUGGAAGGCAAUGCACAUGGUUUGGGAGUGGAAGCCCUGCGGAUGCUCGCUCAGUUGGUUCUCACCAAUGAGGAAGAGCUUAAGCUCAGAUAUUUCAAGGAUGACCCACCUGCCAAGCUUUGCGCGGUCGAUGCUUUUCUGAAGACGAUACUGGAUGUGCCAUUUGCAUUCAAGAGAGUGGAUGCUAUGCUCUAUGUUUCCAACUUUUAUCUGGAGGUCAAUCAGCUGAGGAUGUCCUACGCUACUCUCGAGGCAGCUUGCGAGGAGCUGAGGAGCAGCAGGCUAUUCCACAAGGUUCUUGGGGCCGUCCUCAACUUUGGCAACAUGAUGAGCAUCAACACAGGCUCUCCAAGCUCACAUGCCCUGGAGCCCAACACGCUCCUGAAGAUAGUCGACGUCAAAGGCGCCGACGGCAAGGCGGCGCUCCUGCAGUUCGUCGUCCAGGAAAUCAUGAAACCGGAAGGACACAGCAAUCUGAACCCAGCAUGCAAGACGGACGCGAGCACAAGUCCGCCGUGCGACGUCGACUGCCGGAAGCACGGCCUCCAGGUGGUCUCGAAGCUCGCCGCCGAGCUGACCAGCACCAAGAAGGCGGCGUCGGUCGACAUGACGGGCCUCAGCCGGAGCGUGUCGGAGCUCGGCGUCGGCCUCGGGAAGGUCCACGACGUGCUGAGGCUCAACGGCAUGGCGGCCUCGGCCGAGAGCGCCCGGCGGUUCCACAACGCGAUGAGCGCAUUCCUGCGGCAGGCCGAGGAGGAGAUCGUCAGGCUCCAGGGGCAGGAGAGCGUGUGCCUGUCGUCGGUGAGGGAGGUGGCGGAGUACUUCCACGGCGGAGACGAGGUGGGCGACGGCGAGGCUCGCUUGUUCAGGGUCUUCGCGGGCGUCAGGGAGUUCGUGGCCAUGCUCGACCGGAUCUGCAGGGAGGCCGGGGAGGUCCAGGGCGACCGCGUCGGCUCGACGCCGGUGAGCUGGGUGGCUGCUGGCGCGCCGCCCAUGGGGACGACGCCCUGAGCCGGCGAUGGUUCUGUCUGGAAACUGUUAUGAGCAUCUAUUUUGGUGGAACAUAUAGUAUGAUGAAGUUGUCUCCGGAACUGUUAUCUUAUGUUUCCUAGUGUAGACCAGAACAAUAUUAAACCUCUCUAUAUAGUGCAGUAGUAUGUUGUAUAAAGAACACUGGUAAGUUUAUCCAUCAGCAUGUCAGGUUAGCUACAAUGGAACAUAAAAUUACUAUGGCUAUGCUGUGUGGUA
Molecule: messenger RNA, 2121 nt
Organism: Triticum aestivum (bread wheat)
Lineage: Eukaryota; Viridiplantae; Streptophyta; Magnoliopsida; Poales; Poaceae
Product: formin-like protein 14
Biological process (GO): actin cytoskeleton organization; actin nucleation
Molecular function (GO): actin filament binding
Source: RefSeq, a predicted model, not a curated record